AUGACCUUCACUUGUUUCUCUUUUUCUUUCCUUUUUUUUUCUUUUGAGCUUUUACAUUAUUUGUUUUCAUUUGCUUGCUUCAUUUUAUUUAUCGUACUUCUUUUCUUUUUUUUCUUUCUCUCUUUCUUUUUCUUGUAUUCUUCUGACUUUCUUUCUUUGUUAUUUUUCUUCAAUCUUUUAUUUUUGUUUUCCAUUAUUAACUCCUUUAGUUUCUUGGUUGGUUCUUUUUCUUUCAUUCAUUUUUCAUUUUCUUUGAUUUCUUUCUUUCUGUCUCUCUUUUUUUUUUUACUUUCUUUCUCCAUUUCCUUUUUUUUUUUUUUUUGUCUUUUGUUUUCUUCAGUUUUACUCCUUCCCCCUUUCCUUUUACUUCUGUAUACUUUUUCUUUCGUUUUUUCUUUCUUUUUCUUUCUUCCGUACUUGCGUCUUUCAUUCGCUUCUUUUCUUUUCUUCGUUUUUUUUUUUUUUGGUUUAUCUUUCUUUGACUUUGUUCUUUUUUCCUUCCUUCCUUCCUUCCUUCCUUCCUUCCUUCCUUCCUUCCUUUUCCUUUUUUUAUUUUACAUUGUUUCUCUCCUUAUCUUUUUUUCCUUUUUCUGUUUUCUUUUUUUUUUCUUUCUUUCUUUUCAUUUACUUUUUUUUGUUUUUAUCUUUCUUCGUAGUACAUUAUUCUCUUCUUUUUUUUUUCUUUGCUGUUUCAUAUUUUUCUUCUUAUUUUUGGUGCUUUUUCCUUCAUUUCCUUUUCGUCCUUUUCUGUUUGUUUCUUUAUUUCUUUCUCGCUUUUUUAUUGCUUUGAUUCAUCGUUCUUUUUCUUGUUUCUUUUUUUUUUCUUCUUCAUUGUUUAUAUUGAUCAUAUUUGGAAUUUUUAAUCUUUCUUUCUUUUCCUUCUUCUUUCAUUUUGCUCCUCAUUUCCUUUCUCUCUUUUUUAUUUCUUCCUUCUUUUCUUUAUUUUUUUAUUAUUAUUUUCCUUUGUAUUUUCACUUUUCUUCCUUGUCGAUAUGUUCAUUUACUUUCCAUUCCCUUUCUCUUUUGUUUUUUAACAUUGUUUCUUUUCUUCUUCUUUCUUUCUUGCUAUUUUCUUCUUCUUUCUUCACUUCUCUUUCAUUUCUGUCUAUUAGUUUCUUUUUGUGUUUUUUAUUCGUUUUUAAUUUCGCUUUUCUUUUUCUUCUUUCCUUUAUUUUCCGUUUUGUCACAUCAGUCACCAUCCAACCCCCCCUCUCUCUGUCUGUCUCUCUCUGUCUGUCUCUCUCUCUCUCUCUCUCUGACGGCAUCUCUUCGAUGUUUAUCUCUCCUCCCCUUUACAAUUCUUUCGUUUUUUUAUUUCUUAUCCCUCUUUCAUUCUACAUAUCGCCUCUCUCUCUCUCUCUCUUUCUUUCUUCUCUCUUUCUUUCUUCUCUCUUUCUUUCUCUCCUUCUUCAUGUCAUCCUGUCUAUCCCACCUAGUUCCACCGAUCUGAAAGUUGAGACCAAGCCAGUGUCUGUUAUACGCCGAAGCCCCACUGUUCCUAAAGCGACUUCUUUUUCCCCUUCUAUGUUUUAA
This is a messenger RNA of Acanthosepion pharaonis, 1533 nucleotides long. NCBI's taxonomy places the organism in Eukaryota, Metazoa, Mollusca, Cephalopoda, Sepiida, Sepiidae. The record is from the annotation of a GenBank genome assembly.